AUGUGCCUUAAAAUUGAUCACAAUAAUGGAAUUGAUCAUCUGCUAGUCACUGGACUUGGAGGUAUCGGUAAAGCUGGUGCUGCUGGAAGUUCUGCACCGAGUGGACAUGGACAGGCUGGUGCAGCUGGACGUAAUGAAAUGGGCGGUGGUCAAGGCGCAUCUAGUGCAGCUGGCCGCAGUCAAGGGCCAGCUGGGACAGCUGGGGUAGUUGGUAAUCAAGGACAGGCAGGUGAAGCCGGUAGCAGCGGAACGGCUACGGAUGGUAAAGGUGGAUAA
This is a messenger RNA of Anisakis simplex (herring worm), 276 nucleotides long. The record is from the annotation of a GenBank genome assembly. NCBI's taxonomy places the organism in Eukaryota, Metazoa, Nematoda, Chromadorea, Rhabditida, Anisakidae.